AUGAAGACUGGUCAAAGCAUGUGCGGAAUGCGUACAAAGCGGAAGCUCGGAUUCAUCGAUGGAACUCACAAGAAACCAAAAUCAGCUGCCGACAUAGAACAAUGGGAAGUGGUGAAUUCAAUGUUGGUGGCAUGGAUCAUGAAUACAAUAGAACCAACUCUUCGUGCCUCAGUGACAAUGGUCGAGGAUGCUUACGUUCUUUGGGAGGAUUUGAAGAUGCAGUUUUCUGCAGGUAAUGCAGCUCGGGUUCAUGAAUUAAGAACCGACAUAGCAUGCUGCAAACAGAAUGGAGAUUCUGUUGUAGUGUAUUAUGGGAGAUUGAAGAAGAUGUGGGAUGAGUUAGCCGUUUAUAAACCCCUACGCUCUUGUCGCUGUGGGGAAUUGACAACAUCAUUACAGCAAGAUCAAGAUGAAGAGAGAACAUCACAGUUUCUCAUGGGACUAGACAAUGCGAAGUUUGGGACUCUGCGUUCUAAUAUCACUAGUUUUGAACCAAUUCCCAAAUUGUCGCAAGUGUAUCAACGAAUUGUUCGAGAAGAACGCCAACAGAUGAUUGUGCGAAACACAGAGGAACGUACAGAGGCUGUUGGCUUUGCUGUUCAUGCUGAUAAUCGAUCUCGAUUUCAGACUGGCUAUAAUAAAGAGAUGGAGAUAGUUCGCUGCACUCAUUGUGGAAAAACAGGGCAUGAGAUCUCUGAUUGCUAUCAGAUAAAUGGAUAUCCAGACUAUUGGGGUGAAAGAGGCAGAGGUGGCGGAGUUAGAGGAAGCACUCGCGGCAGAGGUCGUGGAGGUGGAAUAGCUGGUAGCUAUGGUCGAGGCAGAGGCAGAGGAAAUCAUAGUGAUCGACAAGUAACUGCAAAUGCUGCACAGGUGAUUCCAAGCACAGUGACAGCAAAUGCAACAAGACGUGAAGGAGAUUACGACAGACAGUCUCUCCCGCAGCUUAGUGAUGAACAAUGGACGGCCUUGAUCAGCUUCCUCAACACACCAAAGCCUAACAAUGUUGAGAAACUGAGUGGUAAGAGUGACACGGUGGAAUUUAUAAUAGACACAGGUGCAUCACACCAUAUGACUUGGGAUUUAAACUUGUUGUCUAAUGUGGUUGAUAUUGUGCCGUGUUCUAUUGGUUUACCGGAUGGGUGA
Messenger RNA from Microthlaspi erraticum, 1143 nucleotides. The record is from the annotation of a GenBank genome assembly. Lineage: Eukaryota; Viridiplantae; Streptophyta; Magnoliopsida; Brassicales; Brassicaceae.